AUGGGAAUAAUAUUAUGUACACUUUCACAUGUUUUGCAUGCUUCAGAAAAGUUUGCUUUAUGCUUGGCGGCGGCUGGCCUCGUUACAUGUCUGGUGUUCACGAUCACAAUGAUGCUGGUGCUUGGCAUUGGACUGGGUUACAACUACUGCUUCGUUGACUUCAAAACGAGACACAGAUAUAGUAAACAACAUUUUUAUUUAUUUUCAUCAUCAUCAGUCAUGUCAUGGUUCCAUUUUAGAGGCUCAUGCCUUCCUUAUAUGUUUGGUUUAAGAUUUGUAUGGUUUAAGAGAAUGGGCCAUAAUCCUCCACACCGGCCCAAUGCAGAUUGAAGGGUAUUGACGACUGCAAAUGUAGACGAGAUCAACAGCUUAACGUGCUUUCUGUAACACGGAAUAGCUUAGAGAUAAUAAUAUUUUGGUAACCCAUCCCGUGACCGACCUUUGCGAAAGUUGCUGAACAUCAACUUUCGCGGGCUGCAACGCAUCCAUCUACGUAACAAGGCUGUUGAAGAAUAUUAGCAUAUAUUAUGGUUUACGAAUUUCUUUGUUACAGUACCCGGCUAUUAUAAAUACACGAUUCUGCCUGCAACCAGGACUUAUCCCCGACGUAUUCAAUAUUACCCCCCAUAUCCUACUAUUUAUCGUUUACCACAAAAUGAAUGGCAUCAAUUUUUUGAGCGUCGAGUAAACGUUGAUAAUGAUACCAUAGAUUCUAUAGCGUAUAACGACACCAGUUUCGACAAUUUAAACAUAUCCUUAGCUAUACCUUCAUCAGAUAUAUUAAAUAAAAAAAGGUACAAUGCUUCAUUACCAAUUGCAAAUGAGAAAUAUGAAGACAUAAAUAAAAUUAAUAUUAGUAAUGUAGAAACCAGUACAAGGGAAACUUUAGAGAAGUCUGCAGAUAAAAUUUCAAAUUAUUCAAAGACUGUUCUGCGAGUCAAUGGGCUUGAUUUAUUAGCUUUAUUAACGAAACUGAGGUCGGAGAAUAAAAACUAUACUGUUAGAAUAGAAACGGAUUAA
Molecule: messenger RNA, 1020 nt
Organism: Diatraea saccharalis (sugarcane borer)
Lineage: Eukaryota; Metazoa; Arthropoda; Insecta; Lepidoptera; Crambidae
Source: the annotation of a GenBank genome assembly